UGAUGAAGCAACUUUGGCGAAGGAAGCGAGAAAGGGCGCUAUCUUUCUAGCUAAGCUAGGGCAAAGCUUGGCGCAAAGCACAUGCUGAACAGCAUCAAAAACUGGUAAAGCCAAGUGGAAAAGUGUGGCUACCAAGCAAGAAAAAGGAGGAAAAGUGCAAAUUGGAUUUAUUGUAUGACCGACAAAAACCAGGGGCAGCCGCUUUGCUGGAAUAGAUGGGCAAGCAUGGUUCCUGACACUGACGCCCUGUCAGACCAGCCGUCAGAAUUCACUCCAGGGAUCGUAACCACAGAGACAAGCCCCUUUGCCGUAAUCAAAAGGCAGGUCCGCUCAAGUCUGCUCUCAUCAGGAGCUUUACCAACAGGGGGCAUUCACUCAAGCGGGGGCGCACUUUCGGGGCCAACUACAAAGACUUUAGUGAAAGAUUUCCAAAUCGGCAUCGUUGCUGAACCCCGGUGGGAGGUGCGUGAGCCGGAGAUCAUCGUGAUUGAGGACUUUGAGGAUGGGGCCGCGCCUCCGCUGACAUCAAAGAUGACAUCAGCGGGCACGUCGCUGGAGGUUGGGUCUGGUAAUGGGACCAGACAACAGUAUGGGAUGCAGGAUGGAGGAAGCAGCGCAGACUUGCGAGCGGGGCCCUACAGAGCUGGCUGUUUACCAGAUGGAACAGCUGCAGAAGUGGAAGACCUUUCACCUCAGCCAAUUGCAGGGCCCCAGGACACGGUUGAGAGACUUUUGGAAGCGGCGCGCGUGCUCGAGCGCGCUUUCUCUGGGAUGGGGGACGGCGACGCGCGGUGCAUUGAUGGGAGAAUACAGGGCCCACAGCUGUCUGACCCGGUCGUCGUUCACAGCUCAGGUGGUUUGGUUAACCCAGAGGGGUUUAUAGGGUUUGGGGUUGCUUUGGGCAAGCCGGGAGGUUUGGAGCCUUCGAUGACGUUAAGCCGGGGCGUUCUGGAGCGGUUGCAGCGGGGCGACGAUGACAUCAGCUCGGGGACGAGCGGCAUCGGCACUCCCAGCUCAGGAGAGUCAGAACCAGAGCUCGAACCACUCUCUGCCGGCCCCGCCCCUUCCUACCAGCUGCCCAGCACGCUAGGCGCGGGCGCCGUAAACCCUAACCGCCCCCCCGCUAAGCUGCGCCACGCGAGCGCCCCCGCAUUCUCGAUCGCUUCCAACUUCAGAGCAGGAGCGGUGUUUGCUCAGGCGAGUGUCGGUGAGGGGCCGGAAUCGGAGGAGCGUGUUGCGAGCGGGGCAGCCGCGUCUAGUUCUGUGGAAGCGGGAGGGCAUGUUCAUGCGCCGUGGCGGCCGCGUCGGCCCCCCCGCCCAUCUUCUGCCACAGUUACCAGGAGUCAGAGCCUGCGAGUGCUCAGUGAUACGUCUAGUGAUUCGGGCCAAAACUCCCCCAACCCGGAAACUUUCGGCGGCUUCGACGAGCUCCGUGAGGCGUCCCUCUCCCCGGACAUUCCACCCUUGUCUCCAACCCCGCCCUCAUACAUUCCCUCGGUCCGUUCUGGCGCCUUCGCCAGCAUCGGCUCCCGGCCCCAGAUGGAAGACGCGCACCUCACCCUCAAUGACAUCAGCGAGCUGCUAGGAUCGCGCCACCUGGCGCCCUCAGGGCCAGCCGCAUUCUUUGGCGUGUUUGACGGGCAUGGCGGCCGGGACGCGGCAGACUAUGCCGAGAAGCACUUGCUGGAGAAUUUGUUGGGGGAUGGGGGGUUUCCGGGAGACGUGCACGGGGCGCUUGUGCGGUCGUUUCUGCAGACGGACAAGGGGUUCCACCGCGCGUGUCUGGAUGAGAAGGUCGAGCACUCGGGGACGACGGCUCUCACAGCGCUCGUUUUUGGGAGGACGUUGGUGGUUGCAAACGCGGGUGACUGCCGUGCGGUGCUGUGCCAGAAGGGGCGGACGGUUGAGAUGUCGCGGGACCAGAAGCCAGGGUGUGAGGUCGAGAGAAAACGAAUCAUUGCAAAGGGGGGAUACGUGGAGGACGGGUAUUUGAACGGGCAACUAGGCGUGGCUCGCGCGAUCGGGAACUGGCACAUGGAGGACUUCAAAGUGAAGGGACAGCUGACGGCGGAGCCGGAAGUGAAGGUGUGGGAGCUGGGCCACGAGGACGAGUUCCUGAUUUUGGGCUGCGACGGACUAUGGGACGUCAUCAGCAGCCGCAUGGCCGUCGAUUUGGCGCGGAAACGGUUGCAGCAGCACAACGAUCCCGUGCGCUGCUCGCAAGAACUGGUGGAAGAGGCGCUCAAGCGGCAGACGAGCGACAACGUCACGGUGGUAACGAUCUGUUUCCAGAGGGAUCCCCCUCCGCGGCUGACCACGGCGGCGCCGGUGGGCGUGCGGCGGAGCAUAUCGGUCGACAGUCUGCGCGCGCUCCAGGAGAAGCUCGACAGGUGUUGACGCUGAAGAGGGGGACACGUGGCAGAAGAAAUGGUGCACCACAUGGCUAUUUGGGGGGGAGGGGGUCUUGGGGGGUGGACAAAUGGCACUAGGAUAGGAUAGAGAGUUCAGAAUGGAGCUUGAGGACGGUUUCUAAAGAGAACUUGACGUUUGACACUUCGAAAACAAGCUUACAAUCAGUCGAGGACAGGUUUUGAUCAAGGGCAGGUUUUUAAGUCUGGGAUGGGGUUCCGAUCAAGGUCGAUCAGAGGGUGGGGUUUAGGGCAGGUUUGACGAGCAAAGUGAGUGUAAAGUUUGGCGUCAGGAAGUGACACAUCUGUACAUGGUAGUGAUUGCUGCUACAGGUCUUUUGAGAUAGAGUUUCUUGUGAGUUGAAUCCUAGUUCAGAAGCAAGUAUACAUCAAGGGAAAGCAGACGCUUGGACCCUCCUUCAAUCGAGCCUAGCUAGGCACGUAUUGUAUUCUGAGACAUGAAGGAGACUGUUAAUCGGACAUCUGUCCACAAAGGUCGUUUCAUCAAAUUUGUAUCGAGUUGGAAUCAUGUAAUUUGAAUGGACC
This is a messenger RNA of Klebsormidium nitens, 2954 nucleotides long. The record is from the annotation of a GenBank genome assembly. NCBI's taxonomy places the organism in Eukaryota, Viridiplantae, Streptophyta, Klebsormidiophyceae, Klebsormidiales, Klebsormidiaceae.